UGCAACUCUCUCUCUCUCUCAUCUCUCUAGCUAGAGAGAGGGACUAGAGAGAGAGAGGGAUGUCAAGAACGGGGUAUGGAGAAAAGAAGGUAGAGGUGGCAGUGGCAAUAGAUAAGGACAAAGGGAGUCAAUAUGCUCUUAAAUGGGCUGUUGAUCAUCUUCUCAGCAAGGGCCAAUCUGUAACACUCCUUCAUAUUAAACAAAAAGCAUCUUCCAUUCCCAACCCAUUGGGGAAUCAGGUCGCCAUUUCCGAUGUCAAUGAAGAUGUUGCAAGAGCUUACAAGCAGCAACUUGAUAAUCAGGCCAGGGAGUUGUUUCUUCCAUUCCGAUGCUUUUGUACGCGCAAGGAUAUUCAAUGUAACGAAGUCAUACUGGAAGACACGGAUAUAACAAAAGCAAUAAUCAACUUUGUUACUGCCUCCUCAAUUGAGAUUUUAGUUGUUGGUGCCCCAUCAAGGAGUGGAUUUAUCAGAAGAUUCAAGACCACAGAUGUACCAAGCAGCGUCUUGAAAGCAGCACCAGACUUUUGCACUGUGUAUGUCAUCUCUAAAGGAAAGAUCACAUCAGUGCGAUCUGCCACACGUCCUGUACCGAAUCCCUCUCCUCCCCCAACUGCAUCUUCUCUCCAUCAAAACCAAGCUAGCCCUACUCCUGAUCCAACUGAAGCACAUCUUAAACAUAAUCGUAGCACAAGAGCCUCUGAGAGGUCAUCAUUUGGACUCCACAACUUGAACAACCUUGAAAUCAAGUCACCCUUCACUAGAGGUAGAGCCUCACUAAGUAAAUCUUAUGGGGAGCUCUCAGUGCCAGAAACUGAUAUAUCAUUUGUAAGCUCAGGAAGGCCAAGCAUCGAUCGCAUUUUCCCGUUUUCGUAUGACAAUCUGGACACUGGAAUGAACCCUCGGCUUUCAAACAGCUCAGAGAUGAACCCUAGGCUUUCAAACAGCUCUGACCUGAACACUCGGCUGUCAAUUGGCUCAGAGAUGAACCCUAGGCUUUCAAACAGCUCUGACCUGAACACUCGGCUGUCAAAUGGCUCAGAACUGGACUGCAGAAGCUUUGCAUCAUCAGGAGGCAGGUCAUCUGAGCUGAACUAUUCACUUGACCUUUCAUCAUCCUCCAAUGAAAGUGGGAGAUUGUCAUGGGCAUCACAAAGCAUGGAAGAUGUGGAAGCUGAGAUGAGGAGGCUCAAGCUUGAGCUCAAGCAAACAAUGGACAUGUACAGUACAGCUUGCAAGGAAGCACUGUCAGCAAAACAGACGGCAAGGGAACUCCAUCGCUGGAAAAUGGAAGAAGCACAGAGAUUAGGAGAGGCAAGGCUAGCUGAGGAAGCUGCAUUAGCAACUGCAGAGAGAGAGAAAGCAAAGGCUAAGGCAGCCCUUGAGGCAGCUGAAGCAUCUCAGAGGAUUGCUAAACUGGAAGCACAAAAGCGAAUUAAUGCAGAAAUGGUAGCAAUAAAAGAAGCAGAGGAAAGAAAGAAGAUGCUAGAUACUCUGGCACAAACUGAUCUCAGGUACAGGAAAUACACCAUUGAGGAGAUUGAAGCAGCAACUGAGUUAUUUUCAGAGUCUCGGAAGAUUGGGGAAGGAGGUUAUGGCCCUGUAUACAAGAGUUAUUUGGAUCAUACACCAGUUGCAAUAAAGGUUCUUCGUCCAGAUGCAGCUCAAGGAAGGUCACAGUUUCAGCAGGAGGUUGAAGUACUAAGCUGCAUACGGCAUCCCAAUAUGGUUCUCCUCCUUGGGGCCUGUCCAGAGUAUGGUUGCCUAGUCUAUGAGUAUAUGGCUAAUGGGAGCUUAGAUGACCAUCUCUUCCGGCGAGGGAACACCCCAGUUCUUCCAUGGCAACUAAGAUUCCAGAUUGCGGCAGAGAUAGGCACAGGUCUUCUUUUCCUCCACCAGACCAAGCCAGAACCAUUAGUGCAUCGUGACCUAAAACCUGGCAACAUUUUGCUUGACCGUAACUUUGUCAGCAAGAUCAGUGAUGUUGGCUUGGCCAGGCUUGUCCCUCCAUCUGUGGCCGACAGUGUAACACAGUAUCUCAUGACAUCAACAGCCGGGACUUUCUGUUACAUUGACCCAGAGUAUCAGCAAACCGGAAUGCUUGGAACAAAAUCGGAUAUUUACUCACUCGGGAUUAUGCUUCUGCAAAUAAUUACUGCCAAACCCCCAAUGGGUUUGACUCAUUAUGUGGAACGGGCUAUUGAGAAGGGGACUUUUGCGGAGGUGCUUGACCCAGCUGUUCAUGAUUGGCCAGUUGAAGAGGCCUUGAAGUUUGCCAAAUUAGCUCUUCAGUGCGCAGAGCUGAGACGGAAAGACAGACCAGAUCUUGGGAAUGUUGUCUUACCUGAGCUUAACAGAUUGAGAACACUAGCAGAAGAAAACAUGUCCAGCAUAAUGUUAGACAGCACUACAGUAGCCUCCCCAAGAGUCCAGGAAGUGAUGAGUAACCCUCAGCUGACACUAUCUGGAUAUAUUAGUUCACGGGGCCGUUCAAGCAUAUCAUCUAUGACAGAAAGAAUGUAAAGACCAGGAGACAAAGGACAGCAGGAUUUGCUCAGACUGGUACAGGAAAUAAAAGGCCAGGAGUCAAUUGGUUUUUUUAGCAUAGGAGUACAAUUGCCCAUCUGAAAUUGUCAGCCUCGUCAAGAGCACAAUUUUCUGUAAGAGGAAUAUAACUGAAUUUCGUUUUUGAUACUUCUGAAAGUGUUAGUGUCUUGACAAGCCCAAGCUCAUCUUUCUAGCUGGGUAAAUGAUAUGAGAAGUUCAUGUUUUGGUAAACUAAAAGAAGGAAAAUUUAUUGGUUCUUUUCCGCUCUUUGUUGCUAAGAAAGAACUCCAAGGUAGUAAAUUGUAAUGCAAACAAAAGUUUUAAAUGUAAACAAGAAAGCUUUUGUCAGUGUGGUAUUGAUGGGAACGGAAAAAAGGUGCUAGUGGUAGAGGCUAAUGAUGGGAUUGGAAUGGUGGUGGUA
Molecule: messenger RNA, 2967 nt
Organism: Vitis riparia (riverbank grape)
Lineage: Eukaryota; Viridiplantae; Streptophyta; Magnoliopsida; Vitales; Vitaceae
Product: U-box domain-containing protein 52-like
Exons: 11
Coding region: 60-2522 (820 amino acids)
Biological process (GO): protein phosphorylation
Molecular function (GO): protein kinase activity; ATP binding
Source: RefSeq, a predicted model, not a curated record